AUCAUGUUGCAUAUAUCACCACAAGGUCAUCAUCUUCGAUCGUCUCUCUCUCUCUCUCUCUCUCUCUCUGCGCCAUUAUAAACUUUAAAUUUCCAAAAAUUCCCCCAACCAAACCCUAGAUUUUCUCACGCAAAUAUCAAUUAAUUUUCCCGAGAAACUCUUAAUCCAAUCUUAGUUCUCCAAAUUCCUGCUCCGCUCCCACCUUAAAUCUCUCCGAUUAUCACCGACACCGAACCCUAGAUCCCCAAAAGAAUCCAACGCCUAAAACUCCGAAAUUCCCCUCAAAGAUUUCAAUCUGAGGGACAUGGGUAAAAUUUUACGGGAAACCUCGAGACCCUCCUCCUCUCACGCAUCAUCUUCCUCGUCCUCUCCUCAGACGACGACAUCGACGUCUAUCACGGAGACCGUGAACGGGUCUCACCAGUUUAAGAUCACCGGGUACUCUUUGUCUAAAGGUUUAGGUGUAGGGAAAUAUAUGGCUUCCGACGUUUUUAUGGUCGGUGGGUACCGCUGGGCGAUUUACUUUUACCCAGACGGGAAGAGCGUGGAGGACAAUGCCGCGUAUGUUUCGCUUUUUAUUGCGCUGGCCAGCGAGGGUACCGACGUGCGGGCGUUGUUUGAGCUAACGUUGUUGGAUCAGAGCGGGAAAGAAAGGCACAAGGUGCAUAGCCAUUUCGGAAGAACACUUGAGAGCGGGCCUUACACGCUUAAGUAUCGUGGUAGUAUGUGGGGAUACAAGCGAUUCUUUAAAAGGUCUCUUUUAGAGACAUCGGACUAUCUCAAAGAUGAUUGCUUGUCGGUUCACUGCAGUGUUGGUGUUGUCAAGUCACACACAGAGGGGCCGAAGAUCUACUCCAUAUCAGUCCCUCCUUCUAACCUAGGUCAGGAUUUUGGUAAAAUGUUAGAAAGUGGGAAAGGAAUUGAUGUAAGUUUUGAAGUUGAUGGGGAAGUCUUUGCUGCCCACAAAUUGGUCCUUGCUGCGCGGUCACCUGUAUUCAGGGCUCAACUUUUUGGUCCAAUGAAGGAUCAUAAUACUCACUGUAUAAAAGUUGAAGAUGUGGAGCCUCCAGUUUUCAAGGCUUUGCUUCAUUUUUUGUACUGGGAUUCUCUUCCUGAUCUGCAAGAGCUCACUGGUUUGAAUUCAAAGUGGGCUUCUACUUUGAUGUCUCAGCAUCUUCUUGCGGCGGCAGAUAGAUAUGGUCUAGAUAGGCUCAGAUUGCUAUGUGAGGCCAAUCUUUGUGAGGAUGUUGCCAUUAACACUGUGGCCACAACAUUGGCCUUAGCGGAGCAACAUCACUGUUUCCAGCUGAAAACUGUGUGUCUCAAAUUUGUUGCGAUGCCGGAAAAUCUAAGAGCCGUGAUGCAAACAGAUGGUUUCGAGUAUUUAAAAGAAAGUUGCCCUUCUGUCCUGACUGAGCUCUUAGAUUACGUGGCUAGAGUUAGCGAGCACUCUGUAGUCGUAAGCAGAUACGGGAAUGAAGCAAUUCUCGAUGGCAGUGACGCGAAUGGUAGACGGGUGAAGCAACGGCUAUAGUGAGAGCCAUUCUCUGUUGCACUUCCCCUUCUGUAUUCCAAAGAUCUUUAACAAAAAUAUAGAACAGUUUGUUUGUGAUAGAUGUAAAUUUAGUUAAUUGUUGUCUGUGCCUCCCUCCACAAUUGGUUUUUCUUU
Molecule: messenger RNA, 1669 nt
Organism: Carica papaya (papaya)
Lineage: Eukaryota; Viridiplantae; Streptophyta; Magnoliopsida; Brassicales; Caricaceae
Product: BTB/POZ and MATH domain-containing protein 2-like
Biological process (GO): protein ubiquitination
Molecular function (GO): protein binding
Source: RefSeq, a predicted model, not a curated record